Messenger RNA from Aedes aegypti (yellow fever mosquito), 948 nucleotides. RefSeq names its product lysozyme c-1. NCBI's taxonomy places the organism in Eukaryota, Metazoa, Arthropoda, Insecta, Diptera, Culicidae. The record is from RefSeq and is a predicted model, not a curated record. The transcript has 3 exons. The coding region runs from base 364 to 804 and encodes 146 amino acids. Gene Ontology annotation, molecular function: lysozyme activity.
AGCCCCACAUAGGUAGUUGAUUACAUCGAUCGUCGCCGCGUAAAGUCAUUAUCAUGUUCACUUUCGUUCGGACAAGCAGUGGUCGUCACUUGUGGACAAUCCGCCGUUGUCAGUAUAAUUAGUAGUUCUCUAGUGGAUCGUGUUGGUAUCAUCAAAGGAAAAGCGUAGUUCAAUCCGGUCACUACUGAUAGGGAGCAGAGACCCUUUUUCCGUUGAUUACAAAUAUAUAUCAAUGAUAGUUGAAGAUCCCGACUCAGAAGACGUGUAAUUAGCGGAGAGUGAAGAACACCGGCUGAGCAGCUUUCUCCUAGCAGUACUUAGUGUGUUCCAUUUCUUUUUAGAUCGACCCAAAAAUCAAACAUAAUGGUCAGUCCCAGCCAAAAUAUCCUGUACGUGGCAAGCGUACUCCUAGUUCUGUUAGCCACAUUCAGCGAAGCCAAAGUUUUCAAAAAAUGUGACCUGGCCAAGGAACUGGGCAAGAACGGAAUUUCCCGCACAUUCCACGGCAACUGGAUAUGUCUGGCCAACGCCGAAAGCGGUUUGGAUACCACCAAGGUGACGCAGAUGCCGAACCUGACUGCCAGUUACGGAAUCUUCCAAAUCAACAGCAAACAGUGGUGCCGAUCGGGACGGAAAGGUGGCGUGUGCAAUAUGAAGUGUGAAGAUUUUCUGGAUGACAACAUCACCAACGACAUCGAGUGCGUCAAAAUCAUCCAGAGUCGGUUAGGAUUCAACGGCUGGCCUGUUUGGGUGAAAAAGUGCAAGGGCAAGGAACUGCCCAACAUUUCCAACUGUUACAUUUAGACAAAAAAGUUAAGCUCAAUGGCACAGGUGCCAACCGAUUGUGAUACGUCAAGGUUUUCCAAAUAAUGCAUUUCACUCUUAAGCGUACCUUGAAUCAGGCAAAUAAACCUACCUACAAGACUACUUAAACAACCUUGCAACCAA